This is a messenger RNA of Kuraishia capsulata CBS 1993, 1239 nucleotides long. RefSeq lists its product as uncharacterized. The transcript has a single exon. Bases 1 to 1239 code for a protein of 412 amino acids. NCBI's taxonomy places the organism in Eukaryota, Fungi, Ascomycota, Pichiomycetes, Pichiales, Pichiaceae. The record is from RefSeq and is a predicted model, not a curated record.
AUGCCUCCGUUGCACCAACAGAAGAAUCCCCUGAGUUCUUCUCCCUCCAGGAUGUUUGACAAUUUCAUCUUUGGGGACCAGACGCCUAGGAUUCGACCACGCCAUCCGGAGUCAACCCAUGAGUCCUGGACUCCGUAUAAUGCAACCGUUGGUCAGGUGCUAGAGAACAACGAACUGUACUACAAGACUAGUCCUACGCUUAGAAGAGACGCUGCCAUGCUCUCAAAUCACAAUGGUCAGCAGAUAAACCAGAUGGGUCAUCCAAUUGGAUCUUCACCUGCAAAUGCCACUCUGGGAUCAGCGGACGCCCAUUUCCAGUCACUUCUCAAUGCCGAAUUUCCCUUCAGUACGGGUACAACUCCCGGCGAUCGUUUGUUCCGGGUCUCGGAUUUCUUGCAAGACGAGAUGGCCCCGAUGAGUGGUGCCCUGUAUGAGUCUCCGACAAAGUUCUACGAGAGUUUACUUGGGAAGGAGAACGAAACACCAUACUCCAAGCGCAUUGAAGAUACACAACUGAGACUGAAGACUCCUCUUCGCGAAGUCACUAACCAGCGGAGAAGCCGAUCUCCAGCUAAAAAGGACACGUUCACCACACCCGCAGCCAAAGUGCACCAAUCGUCGCCUUCAACGAUCAUCAUAGCGAGCUCGCACGCAAACACGGUUCAGCGGAAGGCCAUCAAGAACGAGAUUCUACAGAGUCCUACGCCAGCCAAGAAUAGCUCCUCGUUCAACAAACAAAGGUUGGAAAGUCCUCAAGUCUCCGUGACUUCCACAGCUCCUACUAUGGGAAUCUUUUCAGACACCAAGAAGAAGUCCGCGCCCGAAACAAAGAAGCGCGGGCUCACAGACAUGCAGAGCGGAAUGAACCGGUUCCAGAUAGUGAUGGCGGAUGUGGCAGAAUUAGCCAAACCAAAGAAGAAACGGUCGGAGAAGGGAUUGAGCAGAGCACACACAACGGUGCAGGCCCAGCCCCAGAACCAUUCCCUCCAUCGACCAUCACAGAACCAGCAACACCAGCAGAAAAAGCCCAUCGCAAGGAGCGUUUCUGUGCCCUCGUAUCCGGAGGGCUUUUCAUUCGAUUCCGGGUCUAAGGACAUGACCCCAGAACAGUUUCUCGGAAACUUGCUCAAGAACCGUAACCUAUUGGACGGCGACGAGGAUGCCGGACUGGAUGCGCUUUUCGAGGUGGAAUUGGACCCGCAAUUGCUGGGAGAGGAGCAAAAGUUUGUGGAUCAGUGA